Molecule: messenger RNA, 1080 nt
Organism: Lingula anatina
Lineage: Eukaryota; Metazoa; Brachiopoda; Lingulata; Lingulida; Lingulidae
Product: putative acyl-CoA synthetase YngI
Source: RefSeq, a predicted model, not a curated record
AUGUGCGUCUUCUUCACGUCUGGUUCUACUGGGAAGCCAAAAGGCAUUCAGUUAACCCACAAUGCCUACAUCAACUGGGCCCGAAUGGAGGAGGCGUCCUAUGCAAGCGCCGACAGCGUCUUUUUUAACGACCGCCCGAUGACCUGGAUAGGUGGACAUCAACUGAUUCUGGGAAUGGCCCUCUAUGGGACAACCGCUCUCACUGUCAACUCCAGUAUGGUUGUGGCGGAGGGAGAGGUUGACUUCGUUUUAACCAUCUUGAACAGAGAGAGUGUCACCCACACCGCUAUGAUGCACUACUUCAUCGUGGACCUUUUAAACUACAGUGAUGCCGUUUCGUUCUGUCAGGUACCCAGUCUGCGCUAUAUCUUAACAGGCGGGCAGAUGAUGGACAGAGAUCAGCUAAAAAGGCUCCUGGCCCUUUUCCCAAACAUCAAACACAUCACGAUCGGGUAUGGAUCCACCGAUGCCGGACCCAUCGCCCUGCAGGACGUGACGCACGACACCAACAGUGACAAAAUGCAGGUGACAUACGGCGUUGAAGUGAAAAUCGUUGAGCCGGACACCAAUCGCGAUGUACCUCCUGGGUCCGCGGGAGAAAUAUGCGUCCGUAAUCCCUUAAUAUACCACUGCCUUUACGUGGACAACCAGGCGGCUUCCCAGGCAGCGUUUGACGAGGCGGGCUGGUUCCAUACCGGUGACAUCGGCACCAUGACAACCGACGGUCAACUCUCUGUCUCGGGCCGCAAGGACGAUAUGAUUAAACGGGCAACUAUCAAGGUCUUCCCAGCUGAAGUAGAGGCCGUCUUCGCUCAACACCCAGCCGUUAAAGACGUCAUCGUGGUAGGCGUGCCGGAUAUCCGGUUACGAGAGGAGCUCUGCGCAUGCGUUAUCAUGGAGAGCAGCGGGGAUGUAGCGGAAUUGGAGAGGUGGUGCAAGGAAAAGUUUUCUGUGGGGCCGGAUGGCUUGUCACUGGCGCCGAAGUAUUAUCUCCAGUUCGAAGAAUUCCCUUUAACAGGCACAGGAAAGACGCAACGAAAGACUAUUAGACAAAAAGCCAUGGAAAAACUGAAAUUAUGA